ACCAGCAAGGUGGAUGUUCCCAGGGAAAAACGGGGCUGGAACCCUCUGGCAGCAGGGCAGGAGGUUCUUCUUGUCCCCACUGAGAACUGGAUGUGUGGAGCAGGGUGAAAGUUCCAUCUCCAGGAGCCUUUUUGUCCGUGGAAAGGAUGAGGAGCCCGGAGAGGCUCCCGGCAGAGCACCCCAGGUGACAGAACAUUCGAAGUGCCUCGACAGGGACGCCGAGAGCUGCCGCCACACAGCUCCGGUUUCAAUCAGCAGGAAAAUCAGGGAUUGUCAUCACUUUAAAUCGCAUCUCGUACCCGUGCGAGGCUUCCCAAAGGGCUGCGCUGCAGCGGGAGUCCACGGAGAGCUGAGCCCCAGGGAUGGAAGCGGAACGGGGGGCGUGGAACAGGGGGGAUCCACCCCCGGAUCUGGGGCCAAGCAGCCCGAGACGCCGCAAUGUCACCCUCUGUCCCUGUCCCACAAAGGCUGGAAUGGGGACAGAGCGAGAGGCUGGAGCGCUGGGAAGGUGGGAGGUGGCAGGAGCUCGGCCUCACGCAGGGACGUCGGAGAUGGAGCUGAGGGAGAGAGAACCGAGCCCAGCGCCUGCCCCGAACCCCACGGAGGGCGGAGGAGGCUCCGGAUCGAGGCAAAUCCACGCACAAAUCCCAAGCUGGAGACGCCGGGAAGCCCGGGACGAGCUGAGCCCGCUACGAUGCCCCGGGGCAAACCCUCCCCAGGACUCUCCCCGCUUUUCCCGCUCCCUUUCCCGGUUUUCCCGGCGCUGGCACCGGCGGGCACGGGACGGGGUUGACGUCAACGGGGCUUUCAGCGGGAUGAUGGAUGGCACGGGAAGGAGCUCCCGGUGCCGAGCCGCCGGCCGGGAAGCGCUGCCCGCCCCGCACCGGGAAAGGCUGCGGGGAACCGGCCCGGGAGCCCUCGGGAACGGGCGGAGCGCGGCCGCCGCUUCCCGGUUUUCGGCGCAGCGAUGAUUUCGGGGGGUUCGCAUCCCGGCUCAGAGCCCGCGGGAUG
Molecule: messenger RNA, 1011 nt
Organism: Hirundo rustica (Barn swallow)
Lineage: Eukaryota; Metazoa; Chordata; Aves; Passeriformes; Hirundinidae
Exons: 4
Coding region: 14-793 (259 amino acids)
Source: RefSeq, a predicted model, not a curated record